This is a messenger RNA of Neolamprologus brichardi, 487 nucleotides long. Lineage: Eukaryota; Metazoa; Chordata; Actinopteri; Cichliformes; Cichlidae. The record is from RefSeq and is a predicted model, not a curated record.
GACCUGGAUACGCUCCACAUGUCCUGUUUAAACAAGUCAGCUUUCUCUUAACUCACACGGGAGGGGAAGAAUGUGAAGGUCAGGAAAGCUGUUGACUGCCACUCGUGUUAAAACCUUUUUUUGCUGCCAGUUUCUUCCCUGAAGUCAAGCUGAUUUUGGUCUCUGCUCAGUGUCAUCUUACAUCCUGUGAUCAGACUGCUGUAAACUGGGAGGAGGCAACACUGAAUGGACAAAACAUGGGGUCAGAUGAGACUUACAACUUUGUCUUUAAGGUGGUUCUAAUAGGAGAGUCUGGUGUAGGAAAGAGCAAUUUGUUGUCCCGCUUCACCAAAAAUGAAUUUAACCACGACAGCCGCACAACCAUCGGGGUGGAGUUCAGCACACGGACGGUGCAGCUCAACAACUUCACCAUCAAAGCUCAGAUCUGGGACACUGCUGGGCUGGAGCGAUACCGGGCCAUCACAUCUGCGUGAGUAUAUACUACUAA